Molecule: messenger RNA, 1125 nt
Organism: Penicillium cataractarum
Lineage: Eukaryota; Fungi; Ascomycota; Eurotiomycetes; Eurotiales; Aspergillaceae
Exons: 5
Coding region: 1-1125 (374 amino acids)
Source: RefSeq, a predicted model, not a curated record
AUGCCGUGGAAUUUAAGAAUUCCACAGGUCCCGGCUGGGCUCCAACAGACUCUCGAGAUUGCUACGGAGAAACGCAUUAAGAUCGUGAUCAACGGAGGUGCCAUCAACCCAAGAGGACUAGCCGAGGAAACACACAAAUUAGUCAAGGAAAAAGCACUUAACUUAACCGUCGCCUAUGUUAACGGAGACAACAUCAUCCACAAAGCUCAUCGUAUCCUAGCCGACAUCAACUCUGGUGCUCUCGCCCACCUAGAUAGUCACAAUGAGAACAUCCAUCUAGCAAAGGACUCCUUAGAUUUCUUGGAUCACCCGGAAACUAUACCGGUGGUCUACGCAAAUGCUUAUCUUAGCUAUCGUGCCAUCACGGCCGGUCUUGACCAAGGCGCAGAUAUCAUUAUCUGCGGGCGUGUGGCUAAUGCGCAAACUUCUCGGGUACUUUCCGCUAUCCUCCAGAAACCUUUCUCAGAAACCUUUCUCAGACUUAGCCUAUCGAUCGUGGAGAUAGUUAGUAGCGAUAACUACGUCGUGACGAAGCACGAGGGCCUUAAUGCCAUUAUCACACUAGAUACCGGAAACCUCUAUUUAAAUAGUGAUAUUAAGGCAGAUAUUACGCACAUCAAAGUUAAAGAAGAGACGACUAACCGGGUUUAUGUCUUAGGUAUCAAGGGAUACCUUCCUCCUGCGACUACUAAGUUAGCUAUCUUCCAUAAAGGGGCUCACUUUGCUAGCAUACACUGCACCCUUAAGAUACGAACUGUCAUUACAAGCACGUUCCUCGGCUUCUUCCCUACCAAGAUCCGGGAGUCUAAGCUUACAGACGCCAUCGACAUUUUCGGCCGUGAUUCUGUUCAAAGCCCUACGCGCACUAUAGUUAGUCCACCCAAGUCAACCGAACCAUUGAAGGAUAGGGAUAAUUAUGACGCGCCUAGGGCAACGUCACUCGCCAGCUUCGGUGUGACUGUCAAUAGGCCGCUCGGGGAUCUUACCCUUGGAAGAUCGGGCGAUAAAGGUGGCAAUGUCAAUAUAGGUCUGUACGUACAAACGGAUGAGCAGUGGAGGUGGUUCCGGUCUUUCAUGACUCGAGCAAAGUUGCAAGAGUUGAUAGGCGCAGACUGGCAGGAUUAG